Scheffersomyces coipomensis is the source of this 2656-nucleotide messenger RNA. RefSeq lists its product as uncharacterized. The record is from RefSeq and is a predicted model, not a curated record. Bases 221 to 2629 code for a protein of 802 amino acids. NCBI's taxonomy places the organism in Eukaryota, Fungi, Ascomycota, Pichiomycetes, Serinales, Debaryomycetaceae. The transcript has a single exon.
UUGUGAUUAUUAAGUAGUUGUGAUUCUCUAUCCAAUACAUUUAAGCUAGGAGGAACUGUUUUUCAGCCAAACACUUCAUUGUUCAUGACACUAUCCCAUACAUAAAUAUAAAUAUCCUGCACACAGUACUAUUUACCAUUUAAACAAUCGCGUUGUGAAGAUUUAUUAUACUUGAAUCAAUUAUAGCUUAAACUAGACAACUUAAUACAUACAUGAUUCAAUGAGUUCUCGACUGUGGGCCAUCAAUGCCGUCAAGAAGAGUAAAACUCAACUAGUCCCUGGAUCGUCCAAGUGGCUUUCCAAAGAGAUGUCUGCUCAUUAUGAAAACGUUUUAACUAAUAGUGAAUCACAUUUUCAUGAUUUUCAACUGUAUCAAGAUGAUUUGAAUUCAUUUAUGAAGAAAGUAAUGCAACUCAACGAUGAUGAAGAGAAACUUAAUGAUUUCAUACUGGAUCGGAUUUCCAGAAAUACAUCUACAUUCUCACCUAUACGACAAAAGAAAGAAGAACAAGAUCAAACAAUGGAAAGCAUUAAUGAAGACAAUUUGGCUGCUGAAGAGGAGGAAAAAGAAAUGGAAAAGGUUGUCGAAGAUAUACUGAAUUUGGAAGUUCAAACCACUGUUUCAAAAACAACUAUUCCAGUUGUUGAUACAGAACCAACCAUUGAAGAUGGUGGUGCAGAUGAUUCAUUUCAAGCUAUCAGUAAAGCUAUACGGAAAAGUAUUGCUGAUAAGACCGCUCUUGGUAAUACUUUCUUUAAACCAGAAAGCCAACUAAGUUCAGAAGAUGAAAACAAGAAAGAAGAAAUCAUACCAGAAUCAAUCAACAAGUCAUAUACUUCAAGAAAAUCAGCAAUCACACCAAAGAGAAGUUCAUUAUUUGUUUCUCUUCCUGCUAGAGAACCAAUCACUGUCACUGCUACAUCCAAAAGAAAAUCGGUUGGUCGUUCAAAGAAUGGCAGUCUGAGAGUUUAUGAUAGAUUGGAUGUUGAAUCAAGAAUGGAAACUGCAAGUAUUGUUCAAAAUGAACCUGUUGAAAUUAGUGCAAAAGCCAAUGAUAAACAACUCACUGAAACUGAAACAUUAGAUUAUAACUUUUCCAUGUCACCAGUUAAGAUUCCUUUAUCUAAAAGACCAUUUGCUGCAGGAUCAAGUAAAGAAGAAACUACCGAAAUAGAUAUAAAAAGUGAUAUACUAUCGAAACUGGAAUCAAAUCAAUUAAAAUCAUCACACCAUGAUGCAGUAAAAUCAAGCAUUCCACAAAUUACUGCUUCACUGAAAGAGAUAACACAACAUUCUAAAACGUUAUUACUGGAAAGUAAGAUACCAAGACUUCUGCAUCAUGAGAAGAUCAAAGUUGAAACAAAUGUUCAAGAAAUAACAAGUCCGGAAGGUUCAUCUACUCCUAUAUCAUCAAGAUUAACUAGCAGAAAUUCACCAACAAGUAUAGGUACUUCCAAAACUAGUAGACUGAAAUCUCCUGAGUUUAAAUCACCAAUAUCGGUUCCAAGUAGAGCUAUAUCAAGAUCUAGAAGUAUAUCGCCAUAUAGAAGCAAAUCUUCUAGAUCGCCAACAACUUCGCUUGAGAGGUAUUCUAGUUCUCCAGUGAAGGAAGAAGAAAUGAAUUUAAUUAAUAGACUAAGUGCUCCUACAAGUUCAAGCGCUGCUAAAUAUAGAUCUCUGAUAGCUACCAAGAAUUCAGAAUUGAAAAAAGCCGAGCCUGUGAAUACUAAGAACAGAUUCUUAACUACAACUUUAAAUUCAUCAAAUCCACAAUUCAAAUUACAGAAACCACCUCAACUGAACCGAAGACUACCAUUAUCUCAUGCUCCAUCCCCAGUAAAAUCAGGAUUACUGAACUUAGAUGAUGGAUCAAUCCCAAAAUUGGAUUCAGGAAGUAUUCCAUCUUUAAAGAAGAAAUCUCUUAUGGCUGAAAGAAGUGAAGCGGCAGCUUCAAAACCAAGACAGAAAAUACUCAUAUCAGUAAAUCAUACUGCAAAAAUAGCGUCAUUAAAAUCAGAUACUCAACCUAAAGAGAAACUAGACUCGGUAGAGCCAAAGUCAGCUAAAAGAGUAAACGAAAAGGCAAGUGCUAGAAGGGAUAUUGGUAAUGCAGUUGCUUUACCAGAUGCUGCAAGAGGAUAUAAUAUCAAACCCACUGAUAGUUCAAAGAGAAGAAAACUUCUCAGAGAAGAGAAAACCCCAUCAAGAGUUACAAGCAACAAAAAGCAAACAUAUGAUAGCAAAUCUUCAGCUUCAGAGAGAAGAACCACUUUCAAAUCCAUGCCGAUUUUAUAUCCACAAAGUAAUCCACUGACUCCUAGAAGAAAAACGUACACAGCUGAAACAUUGCCCGAUAUUCUUACUGAUGAAGAAGAUAAUUCGUCAAAUAAGAGUAAGAAAAUUCUUCAGUCCUGGGGAAGUACACCUGAAUUACGUAGGAUUGUACUUCAAAACAAGGAAAUCAAUCCUGCCACAGUGUUUGGUGAAGUACCGAAGCUUGUUAUAGAGGAUAUAUUCGAUACACAGGCUUCAAUAUUAAGAGGCAAACAAUCUCCCGAUAUGUCGCCGGAUGAAAAACAACGAAGGAAGGAAGAGAGAGAAUAUGCUAUAGAAAUGGGAUAUAAAUAAAUAAACGAACCUUAUGUAUUAUUAUGU